GCUCCAUCACCUCGGAGCGGGCGCGCAUCGCUCUCCAGCCGCCAUGGCCAGGCUCCUGGGCACCCGCUGCCUGCUGCUGCUGCUGCUCCUCGGCCUCUGCGCCGACCUCGCCUCCUCCAAGAAGGGCAAAGGCAAACCCGGCGGGGGCGGCUGGGGCACGGGGAGCCACCGCCAGCCCAGCUACCCCCGCCAGCCCGGCUACCCCCAAAACCCCGGCUACCCCCAUAAUCCGAGCUACCCCCACAACCCCGGCUACCCCCACAACCCCGGCUACCCCCACAACCCCGGCUACCCGGGCUGGGGCCAGGGCUACAACCCGUCCAGCGGAGGAACUUACCACCAGAAGCCGUGGAAGGCGCCCAAGCCCAAGACCAACUUCAAGCACGUGGCGGGGGCAGCGGCGGCGGGCGCCGUGGUGGGGGGCCUGGGGGGCUACGCCAUGGGCAGGGUGAUGUCGGGGAUGCACUAUCGCUUCGACAGCCCCGACGAGUACCGCUGGUGGAACGAGAACGCCGCGCGCUACCCCAACCAGGUCUACUACCGCGACUACCGCGGCCCCGUGCCGCAGGACGUCUUCGUGGCCGACUGCUUCAACAUCACCGUCACCGAGCACAACAUCGGCCCCGCCGCCAAGAGGAACGCCUCGGAGGCCGGCGCGGCCGCCAACCAGACGGAGGCGGAGCUGGAGACGCGCGUGGUGACCAAGGUGAUCCGCGAGAUGUGCAUCCAGCAGUACCAGGAGUAUCGCCUGGCCUCGGGCAUGCGGCCCCGCCUCGCCGACGCCUCGCUGGCCGCCCUGCUGCUCCUCGUCCUCGUCGCCCUGCACUAGAGCGCCCCGCGGCUUCCGGAUGUCGCCCGUGUCCCCGUGGGGUCCCCCCCGUUCUCGCUUGCGGUCGUUUUUGGUGAGGAGCCCCUGGGGCGCUCCCCGGCGCCUCCACGGAGUGUCCGGCUUAGGCGGCGGGAUGAAAAUUUCCUUUUCUGCCCCAAACGCGUCCCCAGGACAGCGCUGGAGCCCAAAACCGCGGCCUUCAGCUCCUCCUCCUCCUCGGGGCCACCCCGAGAGGGACCAGGCAGAGGGGAGCUCUCCUUGGCACCCCUGCGAGGGUGUUUCCGAAAUUCCUCGUCGUUAACAGGCAGGGUUUUGUCUCACCCCUCAGUCCCGCUGCCGCCACACCCCCUUUUCCCCUGGGGCACCCCAGCACGUCUGGGGAUUUCAGAGGGGCAGCUACGGGGUUUUCAAGCGGCCUGGUCGCAGCUUGAACCGCUUAAUCCUAAAAAAAUCCCCCCCUUCCUCGUGUACAUAAGGAGCUGCCACUGCACACCCUGCAUGCUGCAAACCCCCUGCAGCAACACACCGAAACAAAGGCGAUUUUUACUCCCCACCACAGCGAGGCUGAAACACCAGUCGGUCUUUAGAGGCAGAAAGUGCUGCUGAAUGCCCCAAACACUCCCAAAAUAGCAUUAGAGCCCGAGAAAAAGCUGUUUGGGAUGCUCUAGGCGACAAGUCGUGUUCAUACUUCGACAUCUGGAUCUAAAGGACGUUAAAAUGCAGCAAAAAGGAUUCUCAGGGGGGUCAAGCACGUAGCAAGAGACAGAAAUCAGCUAAACCACGCCGGUACAGCGAACAGCAUCGGGAAAAAUGCGCCUGGGAAGGGAGAUGCUUUAAAAAAAGUGUCAUUUGUGAGUAAUUCCUUCGCCCCGUGGAAGCAGCGGGUGAAAUUCUUGCUUCUCGUGUCGAUGCUGGGCUGGGGACGAGCUGUAACAUCCGUGGCGCUGCUCUUGUCGAACCGAGCUCGAUUUAAUAUCUCUCGUGUAUUUUUUCCUUUUUUUUUUUUUUUUUUUUUUGCGAGGCACUGAAUAACACUGUCCUAAAUGAGAUUUUUUUUUUUUUUUUUUGCAUUGGUGUAAGCUAAGUGAAGAUACACAUAUAUAUAUAUAUAUAUAUUACAUAAAAAUAUAUAUAAAUAGAGAGAAAAUAAACCUUUGAGGACACCCACCGGAAAAGCAGGGCUUUGAGGUGCCCCGUACUUUGUGAUACGCGGAUGUUUUGUAAACCCGUCACGGUGCAUGCCCGGGAUUUGCCGUGCUGAGCCUUUUCUAAGUGUUCCACGUCUGGUACAAAUUAAAACCGAUCAAGCCAAGGUGCCCGGCAGCCUCCUUCGUGCGCCAGCCCCUGGCUGGCCCCGCGGCGCCGCCAAACAGAAGCGGCAUUUUCCACAUUUCCCGCAUUUUCCGCCCUCCCUGUCCCCCCCUUCCCGGCCUGAGGGAGCCUUUGUUCCCUUCCAGCACCGAAUCUGGCCCAAACCCCACAGUCCCAGUUAACCUUUUCUCCUCCCCUGCUCCCACUGUUCGUAUCGCUGCAAUCCAAGAAGUGUUUUCUUAUUUCUGUCUAAUUCCACUUUCUGUCUAAUAAAGGAGUUUUUACA
Hirundo rustica (Barn swallow) is the source of this 2426-nucleotide messenger RNA. RefSeq names its product prion protein (gene PRNP). Bases 44 to 829 code for a protein of 261 amino acids. The record is from RefSeq and is a predicted model, not a curated record. The transcript is spliced from 2 exons. NCBI's taxonomy places the organism in Eukaryota, Metazoa, Chordata, Aves, Passeriformes, Hirundinidae. Gene Ontology annotation, biological process: protein homooligomerization. Gene Ontology annotation, cellular component: membrane.